Messenger RNA from Lolium rigidum, 3349 nucleotides. Its product is annotated as disease resistance protein RGA4-like. Lineage: Eukaryota; Viridiplantae; Streptophyta; Magnoliopsida; Poales; Poaceae. Gene Ontology annotation, biological process: defense response to other organism. Gene Ontology annotation, molecular function: ADP binding. The transcript is spliced from 2 exons. Bases 166 to 3087 code for a protein of 973 amino acids. The record is from RefSeq and is a predicted model, not a curated record.
GCCCAUGCCCGUCAUCCACGUCGCGCCCGCGCAUCCCGAGUAGGCUGCUUUCUUCCAUCCCGGCCCUGUCCCGAUCCCAGUCGCUGGUUCGCUCGCUGUCGUCGGUGAGGGCGAGCAGCCGAGCACCAGCAUAAGGUGCGCUCGAGCCUUUCUCUGGGAGGCGGUAUGGAGGCUGCCUUGGCGAGCGCUCUGACGAAGGAGGUCGUACUGAAGCUCGUCACGCUGCUGAGCGAGAAGCACAAGCUGUCAAAGGGCCUCAAGGAUGACAUCCGUUUCAUCCAGACCGAGCUUGAGAUGAUCUCAAUUGCAAGGGACAGUCACCUGGUGGAUCCGAGCGCGUCGCGGCCUCAGGUCAUGUCCAUGGAAGAGAUGCGUGAUCUGGCGCAUGACAUCGAGGACUGCUUGGAUCGGUUCCUGCCCUGCGUCGCUUGCGACGGGGAAUCAUCGGUCCUCCACCGCCUGAAGAAGGCGGUUGCUAGCACCAGAUCCCGGUUCGCGGCGGAGAUCCGGAAGCUCAAAAAGAGGUUGAAGGACGCGCAGGAGCGAAGGGUCAACUACGAUGUCAACGGCUGCAGAUCCUCCGCCGGGGCAGCUUCUCCGGCGACAGCGGACACGGCCGAGAAUGACCCUGUGGGCAUCGACAAACCAAAGCAGGAGCUUGUCGAGCUGCUGCUAGAUAGCGAGCCGGGGAAGUUGGGUGUCAUAUCCAUCGUGGGGUUCGGCGGCUCGGGGAAGACGACGCUCGCGAGGGCAGUGUAUGAUUGCUCUAGUGUGGUCGGGAGAUUCCCUUGCCGUGCCUGGGCUGCGUCGUCGGAGCACAAGGACGCCGGGGGACUUCUGACGGCGAUACUCCGGCAAUUGCACGCGGAUGAUGUGCCUCAGGUCCAAAAUUCCAUCAACGAUUUUCUGCAGACUACAGAAUGUUUAAUUGUAAUUGAUGACAUCAACAAGCAACAUUGGGAUGCCAUAAAAUCCAUCUUCCAUAGGGAAACAAAAAGCAGAAUCGUAGUAACCACGGCUCUUCAAUCAGUAGCUAAUGCUUGCAGCUCAGGUGAUGGUUUUAUUUACAAGAUGAACAUUCUUGAUGCGGAACUCUCUAAGGUUUUGCUAAUGAAGAAGGUAUUCUUUCGAGGAUGUUCGCCUGAAUUAGAGCGGGGUUCAACCGCAAUUGUGGAGAAGUGUGAUGGCCUUCCACUUGCUCUUGUUAGUGUGGCUAAGUUUUUGCUAGGCGAGACUGAGCUCACAGGAAGUCACUGCGCGCAAGUUUGCCGCAGCCUCGGGCAUCAUAUGGAGAAAGAGGCAGACUUCAGAAAACUUCAACAGGUUCUUUUAAAUAGCUAUUGCAGUCUUUCUGGCUAUCCUCUCAGGACCUCAUUACUAUACACAAGUGUGUUCCCAAAUGGUCGUCCAAUCAGGAGGAGUACUUUAAUCAGGCGAUGGUUAGCCGAAGGUUAUGUACGAUGUCAGUACAAACGCAGUGACCUGGAGGUAGCAGAUGAAAACUUCAAGGAACUUAUUGACCGGAAUAUCGUUCGGCCGAUCGAUGCUAGCAACAAUUCUAAGGUGAAGACAUGCAAAACUCAUGGUAUUAUGCACGAGUUCAUGCUGCACAAGUCCAUGUCUGAUAACUUCAUCACUUCUCUUCAUGAUCAAAAUCGAAGUAAUUUUCGUCACCUGUUCAUCGAGAACCCUGCAAGUGACAGCACCUUGGGCAUGAACCAGCAUACAAGUUCAGCAAGUGAUGAUACAGCUGGCAGCAAGAAAUUCCGUGCCCGAUCUCUGACGAUCUUUGGGAAUGCGGGAGACGCUGCUUCCGAGUUUUGCAGGUGUGAGCUACUGCGAGUGUUGGAUCUGGAAGAAUGCAAUGAUUUGGUGGAUGAUCAGCUCGAGGAUAUACACAAGCUGUGGUAUCUAAAAUAUUUGAGCCUUGGGGGCACUAUCAGCAGCCUUCCAAAGAAAAUUGACAAGUUACACUGCUUAGAGACACUGGACCUGAGGAAGACAAAGAUAGAUUUGUUGCCAGUAGAAGUCAUUGGGUUGCCUCACUUAGCUCACCUGUUUGGAAAGUUUAAGCUUGGGAAAAAUGACUUGAAAAUGAGCGAACUAGAGAAGGUCCUGCCAAAAAAAAGUAAGUUGAAGACUCUUGCAGGAUUUGUUGCAGAUGAAAACCCUGGUUUUCUACAACUGAUGGCUCAUAUGAAAGAAUUGAAAAAGGUUAAGAUAUGGUUUGAAGCCACUGGUACAGACAACGAGAGCUUGCCUCAUAUUUCAAAGGCGGUUCAGAAGUUUGCUCAGGAUGGUAUGGACACGGCAGGUGUUCAUUCUCUGUCACUUGAUUUUGGAAACUCUUCGGGAGACCUCCUGAGUUCUAUAGAGGAAUAUUGUUAUCUUAGCUCACUGAAACUGCGGGGCAGGCUGAGCCUAUUGCCUCAGUUUGUCACGUCCCUAUGUGGCCUCACGGAGUUGUGCCUUUCAUCAACUAAUCUAACGGGGAGUGAUCUGUCAAACCUGUGUAAGUUGCAGUACUUGCUGUACCUUAAACUGGUUGAAGCGGACCUUAGGAGCUUCAGCAUAAAAAGUGGAGAUUUCCCAAGCCUGCGACGCCUAUGUCUUGUUGUGCAAAUACCCGUCCUCCCUACAAUCAGAGAAGGAGCCCUGCCCUUUCUUGUCUCAGUUCAGCUGCUCUGUAAAGAUCUUGUUGAUCUUUCAGGCAUCAAGAUAGAAUACCAUGGUCGUCUGGAGGAAGUUGCUCUUGAUUAUAUGGUCAGCAACAAAACAGUAGAAAUGUGGGAAACUGCAGCAAAAAAGCAUCCUAAGAGACCAAAGAUUCUGUUUCUCAAAAGGAUUGAUCCAAGCGAAACUGAAUCUACUGUGAAAUAUGUGGCGACAGAUGGACCAAUUUGUGAGAAGGAAUCCAUCAUUGAGUUGAAUCAAGUUCAACUAACACAGAAUAUGUUGCAGAAUAAAUGCAUUAUCCGCUCAGUCCAUUCAAGUUCAGUGAACAAGCCCAAUUCAGCUUUGAAGAAAAUAAUAGUUUCAGAAACCCCUCAGGCUGCAUCCAAGCUGUCCAGUGUUGGGGCGGUGUGAUGCCUCCUGCAAGGCGAGGAACCUGUCAGUUCGUGUGCUUCUUUGUGUUCAGUCAUAUUUCCAUUUAAACAAAUGUGCCACAUAAUAGCAUGACUAUGACACCAACGGUACAACAUAAUUGUUUACAUUUUCUGUAAAAUAUGUUGUGUUUGUUAGUUCAAUUCUGACAGAUAGGUCACAUCUGUCUACAGUUGUAAUUUGAUUUCUUAUAUUCAGGUUUUUGAAAUGAACAUUGGAGAUCAUUUUUCUCUCUUCAUUUUUU